AAAUUGACAAUUUGUUCUCCGACUUUGAGUAAUCUAAUCAUCCCCUCUUCUUCCAUGUCGCUCUUGUCUUGUUUUCUUUAACCCAAAACCAUUUUUCUAAUGUAAUAAGUUUUCAUGUGUUUGAAUUUUGAUGGUCACUGGGUGGCUGCUCUCUUUCCACCUUUGACUAAAUGGUUACCAAAAAAGACUGCUUUCAUCAUUUCUAGCCAUCCAUGAUUUCUUCUCCUUCUUCAUCUUCAAUUCCCAAUCAUGCCCGGAGCUCCCAGUCGUAAAAUCUUCUUGAUUUGAAUCCGGCGAGAAGUCAACGGUCAGGAUCAACCCCAAAAAAUCUAGCAGAUUACCAGAUCAUUAAAAUUUCAAGAAUUUAACGUUUUCAGGUACCCUUUUGGCUUUUGAUGCAAAUUCCGUCCUGUUUUCGGUAUGCAGAAGAGGAUAGUAGUGUCGAAAGCUAUCAUCUUUUCGUGGGUUUCACGGUACCGGCGAUGGCUUCUGAGCUUCGCCGGCGGGGCUCUGAUGGUGCUGGCACUGGGAACCGGGAACCGGUCAAACCUGGAUCUUUAUACGGCCGGGAAAGGCACAAAUUUCGAGUUUCCAAUGUCCGAGGUUUCGGUGUCUAAAGGGCCCAGUUUCCCUCCUGUUUUGGCGUAUUGGAUUUUUGGGUCGAAAGGGGACAGUAAAAGAAUGUUGAGGCUGUUGAAAGCGGUUUAUCAUCCGAGAAAUCAGUACCUUUUACAGCUGGAUUCUGAUUCGUCGGAUCAGGAGAGACUGGAUUUGGUGUUGUCCGUCGAGGAUGAAAAGGUUUUCCGGGCGUUCGGAAAUGUUAAUGUUGUCGGGAAAAGCUACGGCGUUAACCAGAUGGGGGCUUCCGGUCUUGCCGCGAUGCUCCACGCCGCCGCAUUGCUGCUUAGACUCAGCCGUGAUUGGGACUGGUUUAUUAACUUGAGCUCGUCGGAUUAUCCGCUUCUCACUCAAGAUGAUAUCCUGUAUGCUUUCACUUGCUUACCAAGAGAUGUAAACUUUUUGGGAUUCAAGAACAUUACCGAGUUCAAUGGGCAGUAUGAUUUCAACCAGAUUGCAGUUGAUCCCAGUCUGUAUUCCACAGAGAACACCCCCAUUUUCUAUGCCAGAGAGGGUAGAGGAUCACCAGAUGCAUUCAAGAUUUUUGGAGGCUCACCUUGGACGACGUUGAGCCGAGGUUUGAUGGAGCAUUGUGUGGAGGGGUGGGACAAUCUACCUCGAAAACUCCUCUUGUACUACACCAAUGUCGUCUCCCCUCUCGAAUCCUACUUCCACACACUCAUCUGCAACACCCCCGAGUUCCAAAACACCACUGUGAACUGCGACCUGAGGCACACUGUCAAGGGCGCGCUGAACCUGUUACAACGCGACGAAUUAACAUCGGACUUGGCGGUUUUUGCUAGGGCCUUCGAAGAAGACGAUGAAGCCAUGGAAGGGCUCGAUAGGAAAGUGCUAAAUCGCGCACCAGAUGGAUUAGUCCCGGGGAAAUGGUGCUUGGCACGAGGCACGAAUGAGAGUGAAGGGAAAGUGUGUUCGAGGUGGGGUGACAUUAACUCUGUGCAGCCAGGGACUUAUGGGGUUAAACUUCACAAGAUUUUGUCAAAAUUUAGUGCAGAAAAAGAGUCACAAACUAAUCUGUGUCGGAUGUACACUGUGUAGCAGAGAAAUUUUUAGUGCAAAGAAAUAGGGGAAAGAGGGGUUGUCUAUAGAGAUGUUUUUUGUCAUGUGACUUUGGUUCUAAAUUGGUGUAUAGGUUUGGCCUGGUUGACCAAUUUGUACUAUGUUAUUUCUUUUAUUCUUUGUUUUGGUAAAAGAGAGAUACAAUUGUUGUC
Molecule: messenger RNA, 1850 nt
Organism: Ipomoea triloba (trilobed morning glory)
Lineage: Eukaryota; Viridiplantae; Streptophyta; Magnoliopsida; Solanales; Convolvulaceae
Product: beta-glucuronosyltransferase GlcAT14A-like
Exons: 4
Coding region: 421-1677 (418 amino acids)
Cellular component (GO): membrane
Molecular function (GO): glucuronosyltransferase activity
Source: RefSeq, a predicted model, not a curated record